UGAGCGGGAGCAGAAGUACAUGGAAUGAGAGAUAAGGACGACUGACCAGGCUGUCAGAUGGAUACUGCGUCACCUUCAGGCUUCAAAUGUUCCUCUCUACAGGCUUUGGUUAUAUCUCUUCCUUCCUCUCAAAAGAAAUGUAUCUCUUGUCAAUUAGAAGAGGAUUUCAUUUGAUUACCAGAGCAGUUGACUGACACCUGUCCUACCCUUAAAGUGGAUUUCUACAACAAGGCGAUUCCCCUCAGUAUGCUGUCCCAUCAUUCACCUCCAAAAUGCCUCUCGGUCUUUUUCCUUUUGGUGGUGCUUCUUUGGAACAAUGCAGCUUCUUCUCCUGGUGAAGGAAGGAGUAUCUGGGAGCAGCCCAAGCUGAGCCCCAUUAUCAAAGAUCAGUCUUUCCUUCAUGACACUUUCCCUUCAGGAUUUCUCUGGAGCUCAGGGACAUCUGCUUUCCAAACAGAAGGCGCCUGGAACCAGGAUGGGAAAGGUGCAUCUAUUUGGGACUACUUCACCCAUUCCUCUCUCAAUAGUAAAUUGACCAGAGAAACAGCAGAUGUGGCAAGUGACAGCUACAACUCCUGGAAAGAGGAUGUUGAGGCACUGGAAUACCUCGGCGUGAGAUCAUACUCGUUCUCUCUUUCCUGGCCCCGGAUCUUCCCUGAUGGCAAUGCCACAGGUGAGCCUAACACAGCAGCUGUGGAGCAUUACAGCCGCCUCAUAGAAAGCCUACUGCAAAAGAAAAUUGAGCCCAUUGUCACUCUUUAUCACUCCGACUUGCCACAAGGGCUCCAAGAGCAAUAUGGAGGCUGGAAAAAUGACACAUUAGUGGGACUUUUUGAGGAGUACGCUUCGUUUUGUUUCCGCACUUUUGGGAAUCGUGUUAGGUACUGGCUCACAAUACAUAACCCAUACCUGGUGGCUGUGCAGGGAUACGGGACAGGUGAGCACGCUCCUGGGGAGAAACAGGGUCUCGGUGUCUCUCUUAUAGUGGCUCACAACCUGAUCCUGGCACACAGCAAAGCAUGGCAGGCCUACGACGCUAACUUUCGAGCAUCUCAAAAGGGCCAAGUAUCCAUUGUUUUAGGUUCCCACUGGGUUGAGCCUCAGCGAGGCCAAGCUACGGCUGUCAACGUUGCACUUUGUCAGCAGUCGAUGGAGGCAGUCCUUGGCUGGUUCGCCAGUCCCAUCUUUGGUGAGGGAGACUAUCCAGUCUCUCUAAAGAUGAAGCAUGGAGAUCUGUUGCCUACGUUCACUCCUGAGGAGAAGCUCUGGGUGCGAAAAACGGCAGACUUUUUUGCUCUGUCAUUUGGGCCAAACAAUCUCCGCCUAAGCCGGAAUCUGGUCCACUAUGGCCAGACUGUAACUCCUGAUCUGCGACGCCUCUUAAACUGGAUAAAACUGGAGUAUGGGAACCCUAAUGUUCUGGUGGCUGAGGGAGGCUGGUUCUCUGAAGCCAGUGUGGGAAGGGAAGACACAGUGGUCAUCUAUUUAAUGAAGAGUUUUAUCAACCAGGUCUUGCAAGCUGUUAAGCUUGAUGGCGUGCAGGUGUUUGGUUACUCAGCCUGGUCAUUAGUGGAUGGUUUUGAGUGGAAUUACGGCUACAGUAUCAGACGAGGCCUUUUCUACAUAGACUUCAACCAACCAAAUAGAACCAGGAUCCCCAAAACCAGCGCUCAGUACUACAAGCAUGUUGUCUCUAACAAUGGUUUCCCAAGAGUUGAAACAUCUACACAGAUCAAAGGCCAGUUUCCCUGCACUUUUCACUGGGGAAUUGCAGACUCCACGUUACAGGUCCUCUUCUACCCUUUUUCACCUCAGUUUACUGACCCUCACCUGUACAGUUGGAACCUGACAGGAGAUGGGUCAUUGCAUCCAGUACCAGGGGUGAAGCUCCAAACCAGACCAGCACAAUGCACCGAUUAUUUGACUGUCUCCCGCCAUCUUCGUCUCUUUGCGUCCACUGGAGCCUCUCAUUACCGUUUCGCCCUGAACUGGUCUCUGAUUUUACCCCAAGGAGACCUCUCUACUGUAAACGCUGAGGCUCUAAGGUAUUACCGCUGCGUCCUGACUGAACUUAAGAAACUGAACCUGGAGGCUGUGGUUAUCAUGUACUAUCCGACACACAGAUCUCCGAACUUGGGUUUGCCCGUGCCACUGCAUUCUUCUGGGGGUUGGCUAAAAUACAACACGGUGAAGGCGUUUCAAGACUAUGCAACACUCUGCUACCAGGAGCUUGGUAGUUGGGUCCGAUACUGGAUCACCAUUAAUGAGCCAAACAGGCUUAUAGAUGUUUAUUCCAGUGGGACAGAGAAGCAUCAAGCAGCUCAUAACCUCCUUCUAGCUCAUGCCAAAGCCUGGAAGCUAUAUGAGAAAGAAUAUCACAGCCAGCAGCAAGCACUCAUAUCACUUGCACUGCAUGCUGACUGGGCCACACCUGCCAACCCCUUCCUAGAAUCACACACAGUGGCAGCAGAAAGAUUCCUUCUGUUUGAAAUUGCUCGCUUCUUAGACCCACUGCUGGGGAAUAGAUACGAGUCCAAGCAGACCAAUGGCGACUAUCCACGUGAAAUGAAGGCCUACCUUGAGGAAAGAGCUCGAGCAAUGGAUCUUCCUGGAAGCCCUCUUCCUAGUUUUACUGAGGAUGAGCGAGAGGAGCUGAGAGGGGCACUGGGUUUUAUUUCCCUUAACCACUUUACUACACGUUUGGUUUCUCCUUAUCCCCGCACACAGGCCAGUUUGCAGAAGAAAGCAUCCCCUGAUCAUGACUGUUUGACACUCUCUGACCCCACCUGGCCCUCUUCUGGCCUGGGACAGGCGCUUGUUCCCGAUGGCCUACGAAAGAUGCUGACAUGGGUCAGCCAGAGAUAUGGUAGAGCUCUGCCAGUCAUUGUUACAGCCAGCGGAAUUGAUGAUCAGGCUGCUGUUGACGAUAAAUUGAGACAGUACUACAUCCGGAGUUACACGCAGGAGGCGCUCAAAGCUUAUCAUCUUGAUGGAGUGAACUUGCAGGGCUUCUACAUCUGGAAGCUUCAAGAUCGACAUAUCCCACAAUAUGGCCUCUUCAGCUCAACCCAGCACCAAUCGCAAGCCAAGGCCUCCGUUUCUGUCUACAGAGAGAUUAUUAAUCACAGUGGUUUCCCUAACAAUGAUACAUUGCAGCUGUGCAGGUCCAGAGAGAUGCAGGAAAGUUGCUCAAUGUGUGAAUGGAUGUUCAAGAACAAAUCGAUGUUGGUUUUUGGAGGCUGCCUCCUUGUAUCCGCUGUUAUGCUGGCUGCUUUAGUCAUUUUUGUCGUCAUUACCAAGAGGAUACAAAAACAAGGCAGGAGGAUACAGCGGAGCAGCAUGAAGCGGAGGAGACAGAGGGAAAGAGCCCCCCUGUGUUUAUGCCCUCAUGCUGUCAAGUACUAACACAUGGGAAGAUUGACUCCUUAAUUGGUAGGAUAAUUACUGACAGGGAAGAGCAACAUCAUACACUUGUGUGUCCUGUAUUAAUGUCUGUGUUUACUGUUGUGUCACGUGUGUAUUCAGUUUUGACAAAAAUCACUGUAAAGAAAAUGUGUAUCCAUCCUUUUAAGUCUGAUAAUAGAUAUUUGUAUGUGGUAUUUCUAUAUUCAAAUGGAAAAGAAAGUUGGCAGAUUUCUGCUGAAGGUCCUUUUGUGUUGAGAAAAAAAUGUGAGCUACAUAAUAUAAACCUCAUUCGUAAUAAAGGCAAUAGUAACUGUAGUUGAUCAUGUAUCUUUAAUAUGAUUUAAGUGACUAUGUGUGACAUAAAUAAUUUGAAGUGGUCUCACAUUUACAUGUUGAUCUGCCUUUGCCUCCGCUG
Messenger RNA from Menidia menidia (Atlantic silverside), 3820 nucleotides. Lineage: Eukaryota; Metazoa; Chordata; Actinopteri; Atheriniformes; Atherinopsidae. The record is from the annotation of a GenBank genome assembly.